UCAGACUCCUCAUCAAAUGCGUCAUAUGAUUCUGAUGAAGACUAUCGCUUGGCCCAGAAAGAGUGGAACGAGAGUUUAGAAGAGCUUCAGCAGCUUGCACUCGUCUUACUACUGCCAUGGGUGGGCAAGUACUUUGGCAGGAGAUGUAGUUAUUGGUUGUAUGAUCGUUACACUCGUGUCGGUCUCGGCAAGUCAUUUUUCAUG
Molecule: messenger RNA, 204 nt
Organism: Suillus subalutaceus
Lineage: Eukaryota; Fungi; Basidiomycota; Agaricomycetes; Boletales; Suillaceae
Exons: 2
Biological process (GO): protein insertion into mitochondrial outer membrane; mitochondrial outer membrane translocase complex assembly
Cellular component (GO): mitochondrial outer membrane
Source: RefSeq, a predicted model, not a curated record